Messenger RNA from Athene cunicularia (burrowing owl), 1780 nucleotides. RefSeq names its product WD repeat domain 92 (gene DNAAF10). NCBI's taxonomy places the organism in Eukaryota, Metazoa, Chordata, Aves, Strigiformes, Strigidae. Bases 1 to 1104 code for a protein of 367 amino acids. Gene Ontology annotation, molecular function: ubiquitin binding. The record is from RefSeq and is a predicted model, not a curated record. The transcript is spliced from 9 exons.
AUGGCGGGAGGUGAGCGCCGGCGGCGGGGCGGGAGACCCGGGGCGGGGGGGACACGACACAAACCGAGGCCUGGUGCAAGCCGAGGCCCGCUAGGCCUUGCCCGGCGAUCGCAGCCCCCUCGGGAAGGCGGGGGUGGGGGACGACACGCACCCCGGUGUUUGUCCGGAGCCAGCGGGACUCGGCGGCGGGAAGAAAAUGAGAAGAAAACCGCGAUUGAAAAGGCUAAACCUAUAAAAUGUGGAACUUUUGGUGCUACAUCUCUGCAGCAGAGAUAUUUAGCUACAGGAGACUUUGGUGGAAACCUGAAUAUAUGGAAUUUAGAAGCUCCUGAAAUACCAGUAUAUUCUGUCAAAGGUCAUAAGGAAAUCAUAAACAGUAUAGAUGGUGUAGGUGGCUUAGGAAUUGGGGAAGGUGCACCAGAAAUUGUGACUGGCAGUCGAGAUGGAACUGUGAAGGUGUGGGACCCGAGACAGAAAGAUACUCCUGUUGCUAAUAUGGAACCUGUACAAGGGGAGAGCAAAAGAGACUGCUGGACAGUAGCAUUUGGCAAUGCUUACAAUCAAGAGGAACGUGUGGUGUGUGCUGGAUAUGACAAUGGGGACAUUAAAUUGUUUGACUUAAAAACCAUGUCUCUACGAUGGGAGACCAACAUUAAGAACGGGGUUUGCAGUGUGGAGUUUGACAGAAAAGAUGUAAAUAUGAACAAGCUAGUGGCCACAUCACUUGAGGGAAAAUUUCAUGUUUUCGAUAUGAGGACUCAGCAUCCAACCAAAGGUUUUGCUUCUGUUUCAGAGAAGGCACAAAAAUCAACCAUAUGGCAGGUUCGGCACCUACCACAGAACAGGGAUAUAUUUAUGACGAGUGGAGGAGCUGGGAGCCUUCAUCUCUGGAAAUAUGAGUACCCAGCUCAGCGCUCGAAGAAGGAUUCUGAAGGAGCUGAGAUGGGGGUGGCAGGUUCUGUCAGUCUCUUGCAGAAUGUGACUCUGUCAACGCAGCCGAUUUCUAGCCUAGACUGGAGCCCUGACAAAAAGGGGCUGUGUGUCUGUGGUGCCUUUGACCAAACUGUGAGGGUGCUGAUAGUUACGAAGCUUAACAAAGUUUGACAGGAAAACUAGAAUUUCUGAUGAGAAGGCAGUAUAGUUUACAGUCUGUAAAUAUGGGAGGGAGAGCCCUCCUGUUUCUAAUUUAAUUUCUUCCUUAUUAAAACUGGAUUAAAGAAAUAGAAACCAGAUCUUUCUAUUGAAAGUUCAGAUAUGUGCAGUUAGAGUUGUUUGAUUGUGCCUGGGCACAAACCUUUAACCUUCUAGAAAUGUGAAUUUACAUUUAAAAUGUGCCUUUGUGUUAGCGCAACCUGUAAUUUUAGAAAUCGCUUUAAAUUGUUUGUGUUCAGUUUAAUCAUAGUGCACAUCUGUUCACACUUGUUAAAUGGUUUGGCUUUUUUAUAUAUAGUAUUGUCCAUAUGCAUUCAUGCAGUGGAAAUUACUAUAUACUCUCACAGAAACCCUUUGUGUUAUUGGAUAUAUUAAUUAGAAUGUUUGUCAAAGUGACUUAGGAUUCUUCAAUACGCUAGAGAAACUAUAGUGAAUGCUGAAAUAUUCAGGUUUAAUGGAGUGAGCUUUUUACUGAAAAUCAUAUUGAAAUUAAACUAUUGGGCAAAAUGCACUGUUUUAUUAUUUCAGUUUGGUUUCAUAACAAGUUUCUAUGUACUGUUGUUUCUAUGUCUGUUUGCAACUUGGUAUUCUACAAAUAAAAUUAUAUGGACUGUUGUCUUAAUAUGAA